Molecule: messenger RNA, 1713 nt
Organism: Selaginella moellendorffii
Lineage: Eukaryota; Viridiplantae; Streptophyta; Lycopodiopsida; Selaginellales; Selaginellaceae
Product: GTP cyclohydrolase 1
Exons: 2
Coding region: 156-1568 (470 amino acids)
Biological process (GO): tetrahydrobiopterin biosynthetic process; tetrahydrofolate biosynthetic process
Cellular component (GO): cytoplasm
Molecular function (GO): GTP binding; GTP cyclohydrolase I activity; zinc ion binding
Source: RefSeq, a predicted model, not a curated record
CCCUAAAGUGCGAGGUAUGAUUUUGUGUGGACUGGAAGAGUCCUACUCGAAUUCCUUUGUCUCUCUUCUACGGCGGGGAGGCAUUCUUGUCGGCGCGGGCGAUCGAUCGAUCUAUUCUUCUUCUUUCCUCGAUCGGGCGAUCGAUCGCUCGGGCUAUGGGGGCAUUGCCGAUCGCGGAGUUUGUGAGCAGCGCCAGCAGCGCCAGCGAUUCCGAUAGGUCAGCAGCCAGCGACGAGGAUUGUCUCGUGGACGACGGCGACGGCGAUCUGGUAGCCGAUUCGCGGCUGGUGAGCUCGGUGCGCGCGCUGCUCCAGGGGCUGGGCGAGGAUCUCUCGCGCAAUGGACUGAUCAAGACGCCGUCCAGGGUCGCCAAUGCCUUCCUCUCUGCCACUAAAGGCUAUGGACUCUCGGCGGAGCAAACCAUCGGUGGAGCUCUCUUUGCAGAAGCGGGCCCUGGAAACGGCAAAGGUGGCGGCUGCGGAGGAAUGGUGGUGGUCCGAAACAUCGAGCUCUUCUCCACCUGCGAGUCCUGCCUCUUACCAUUCAAGCUCUGCUGUCACAUCGCUUACAUUCCCUCCGAGCAGCGCGUCGUCGGCCUCAGCAAGCUCCCCCGCGUCGCGGAGAUCUUCGCAGCUCGGCUCCAAAGCCCGGAUCGUCUCGCCAACGAGAUCGCAGGAGCUCUCUGGGACGGAUUUAAGCCUCUCGGGGUGGCCGUGGUUGGAGAGACUUGGCAUCUCGAGUGUCCCCGCGAGCUUCGAAGCAGCAAGGAGCCGGCUUCCUGGAUUCGACGAUCGGUCUGCGCCAGGAAAGGCAGCUUCGAGGACGACGAUCGUGGCUCGGAAGACUGGCAAGAGUUCGUUGCCAUGCUCCAGCUGAGUGGAAGCUCGCAGCUCUCGGUGACGAAGAAGCCGGCGAUCUGUCCGCUACUAGCCGGUGACGCCGCCGCUGAGAGAUCUUCGCACCCCAACUUUGAGACGAUGGUCGAGGCGGUGGUGACGCUGCUGCGAGCUCUUGGCGAAGAUCCAACGCGGGAGGAGCUCAAGCUCACGCCUUCUCGCUACGUUCGCUGGCUGCUAGCAUCAACGCACGGGAGCCGGCUCUCUAGGGACUUCAUACUCGGGAAUGGAGUAGCAGCAGUAGAACAGGAUGGCGAUCACCACGUGACGAUGGUAGCUGUGCUGGAUCUUCCAUUCUGUUCCCAAUGCGAGCACCAUCUUCUUCCAUUCUCCGGAGUGGCUCACGUCGGAGUUCUUCCAGCGAAAAACCACCCGAGCUCUCAUCCCAGAGCUAGUCGGGGCAUCCUCGAGAAGAUUGUCAAGCUGUACAGCUGCCGGCUCCAAGUCCAGGAGAGAUUGACGAGGCAAAUCGCCGACGCUGUGAUGAGCUCCACUGCUGCUAGCGGCGUCAUGGUUGUCGUCGAGGCUGGGCACGUCUGUAUGAUCUCUCGAGGCGUGAAGAAAACCGGCAGCACUACAGGAACGCUGGCGACAAUGGGCGAUUUUGCCGUCCAUGGCAAGAAGCGGGCGGAGUUCUUACAGAUGAUCGCUACUGCAAACUCUUCCAAGUAAAGAGGGAGAGACAGAGAUCUGCGAGUAAAGAGUUGAAUUUACCGAGCAAAGGAAUUUUUUUAACGAAGAACAGACUUACGUACUUCUUAGGACGUCUUUACACUUACAAAAUUACGAUGCCACUGCCGCUGGAGCUCGCCAGGAA